Molecule: messenger RNA, 2500 nt
Organism: Chelonus insularis
Lineage: Eukaryota; Metazoa; Arthropoda; Insecta; Hymenoptera; Braconidae
Product: chitinase-3-like protein 2
Exons: 4
Coding region: 311-1735 (474 amino acids)
Biological process (GO): carbohydrate metabolic process; chitin catabolic process
Cellular component (GO): extracellular region
Molecular function (GO): chitinase activity; chitin binding
Source: RefSeq, a predicted model, not a curated record
AUCUAAUACUAUCUAAUUCAGUGCUGUAUUUGUCAUGUUUUGUACCACUGACAAUUUUCAAAACAAAAAAAAACCAGUUUAAAGUAACCCCCAAUAUGUUUCAAGUACAGUGAUCAAGUCAUCUGAUUGCGAAAUCGCAAAUCAUUUUGAAUAAAUGUCAGUCACUUCAACAAUUCCAUGCCAAACACAUGUUGACCAAACAUUUAGGCUAAAAUUUAUUGUGCAUUUUGAAAAACGAUUAAUAAAUUGAAACCAGUAAACGCAAUUGAUUUAAAAAUAUUCUUAAGCAUUUAUUUAAAUAUUUCAAUCAAUGGUUAACCGAAUUCCGGUGCCUCAGGCAAAAUACGAGUUAUUAAAUAGUGUACAUCAAUCUCGUUGGAAGUCACCAGUGAUUUGUUUAACUCUUGUAUUUAUAAUUGUGGGAAGUUUGUUUUUUUUACGAGCUUGGUUGGACAUUCUUUCGCCAAGAAACUUGGAAUCUGGUCCUUUAUCCAGUGUAAUCAUUGCUUUUGAAGAUGCCACGAUUGCUGCGUGGGCACGCAGGGCUAGGAUGUACGCCGAAUCGACGAAGGAAAACCAAAAUGCUGACCGGAACACCACCGUUACCACGUCAGAAUUAUCCUCCAAUGCUUCUACAAGUAAGAUCGUCGUCUGCUACUUCACCAUACCGGGAGUCCUGAACACGUCGAAAGAGCUCAGUCCAGCUCACAUUGACCCUGAUAUUUGUACGCAUAUUAUCGUGGGUUUUGCGAGUGUGGUGAACUGUAACCUCAGUUUGGGCGCGAAUUCGGAGAUAUAUCAGGAGGUUGUAAAUUUAAAAAAACUCCAGCCCAAACUGAAGGUUAUGAUAUCCGCAGGUGGAAUAAAUGAGCUCAAUUAUGGAUUUCCAGAAAUGGUGAAAACUCAUGCAAACCGAAAACAAUUUAUUCGUUCGGUUUUGAACAUAACUAAAGUAUAUAAUUUUGAUGGUUUAGACAUUGAUUGGGAAUUUCCAGCUUGGUUAGGUGGUAAUAAAAGAGAGACAAUUUAUUAUGUUCAACUUCUUCAAGAACUUAAAAAAGAAUUUGUUAGAUCAGGAAGAGAUUUGAUAUUGUCAGCGGCUGUUGGAGCACCAGCUGCUAUUAUUGAUGCUAGUUAUCAUGUUCCCGAAAUAGCAGAACAUGUUGAUUUUAUCAACAUAAUGGCUUAUGAUUAUCAUUAUUAUGUUUGGUAUUUGCCAGUUACUGGAUUAAAUGCACCAUUAUAUCCAGGAAGACAAGAAACAGGAUAUUUAGCUACCUUAAAUGUUAAUUAUUCAGCAAUGUACUGGGUAUCGAAGGGAAUGCCUAAAGAAAAAAUUGUCAUUGGUAUUCCAACUUAUGGCCAUUCUUAUCAACUUUAUAAUUCACUGAAUCAUGAAAUUAUGGCUCCAGUUAAAGGAUUCGGAAGACUUGGGGAGAAAGGAUUUGUAUAUUAUCCAACAAUUUGUUGGUUUCUAAGCAUAGGCGCUAAUAAGGUAUUUGAUGAAGACAGUCGAACACUUUACUCUUACAGAUAUGAUGAAUGGAUUUCUUACGAUGAUCGCAUUAGUGUUCUAGAAAAAGCUGAAUGGAUUAAAUCAAAUGGCUUCAAAGGUGCUAUGUUAUUCUCAUUGAAUACUGAUGAUUGGAACGGCAGCUGUGAUGAUAAUAUUAACAUAACAUUCCCAUUAACACGUACAGUAAGUGAUAGUAUACUUAAACCACAAGUUGAAUAAAUUAUUCCAGGAGCUUAAAUACAAUUUUAUACUUUUCCUAUUUUUUCAUUGUUUUUUACCUAUUUUCGCCAUUAAUUACAUAAAGUAUUAAAUUUUCAUUGUUAUAAACAAGUUAUGCAAAAUGUAAAAAAUAAUUUAUAUAAUUUGAAUUUAAUUCAAAAUAUAACAUUAUUCCUAAGUAGUAUUAUUCGACUAAGAAGCUUGACUUAUCCUCGUCUUUUUUAUCCUGACAAAAGAAGCAGACAUUGAGUAAAUUUAUUAUUUCAAUUUUUAAACAAUUAUCUGAAAGGUAACAAAUUUGGUUAUUAUUAAACCUCUUUUGUAUACUAAAAGAUUAUUGGUGAUGUUAAAUAAUAUUUAUUCUUGUCUAAUUAAAUUGAUUCUUCAAGGAUAAUAUUCCUGUAUUUAUUGAGUAUAGUUAAUAAAAUUGUUAGCUAUUACCACUCAUCUAUUUAACGAAAAUUUUUAUUAUUAAAUUAUUUAUUAAUUGAUUUAUAUAUAUACCAAAAUAUGGUUUUACCAAUGAAUAAUACGAGUCCGUUAAUGAAAUAUGAAUUAUUGCUCAAACAACUGACGAACAUUUUUACACUAUCAGGCUUAAAAUCAUCUAAUUUAAAUUGAUUACAUUCGCGCACAUUAUGAGUGACACUAUCUGAUUUAUUUUUAUGAAUAAGUUAAUUUGAAAACAAUUAUUCAUAGAUAUUAUAAAUAAUAAAAAUUAAAUGUCUAUACAUUCUAAUAAAUUUGUAAAAAAAAAAAACUUAU